AUGGAGGACAAUUCAGAGGCUCAGAUGGAGACGGAUGUGUCAUCUACCACAGCAGAUGUGCCAGAAAUGCAGGAAGUACCUGGAUCAAGUGGUAAUGUGGAAAUGGUUAUUGUGGUGGAAAAAAUGGAAGUAGAUGAUACACUAUCUAAUCUGCAGAUGUCAACAAAUUUAGAAUGUGAUAAACCACCUACAAGCAUUCAGUCAGCCCAAUUCGAUGAUGGUACUUCACAAAAGGAGAUGACAUCUAUGCAAGUUACAAAGUCUCCGCUAAAAGAUAACCAAAUUGAGACAGUGUUGCCCAAAUUGGAAAACACUCCCAUAAAUCUGAAUGAAACCCCACCCAAGAAAGAUAUAUUACCUUCAUCUUCACCCAAGGUUUCCCCUUUAGAAAUAACGUCAUCUUCCUGUCAGUUGCAAUCCUCAGAAGUAAUUGCAGAUUCUUCCUCUAAAGAAAUGCAAAAUAUCCCAUAUAAAGAUAAAGAAAAUUCUUUAAAACACAUCCAGUUAAAGAAUAGUGACUCUAAUACUGACAAUGAAAAUGCAUCUAAAGAUGUUUCACUGCAAAAACAGCAGUCCGAGUCACCUAUAAUUGAAGUUGAUAAAUCAACUAAUGGUUUAUCAUGUACGAAUACUAACAACGAUCAAACGGGUAAGUUAAAAGAUAAUGAGACUGAAAACAAGAUGGAUGAAAGCAGAGUUUCUCCAGAUAAUACAGAAAAGGAUGUAUCCAAUGAUUCCCAAAUAGAAACAAACUCUGAUAUCUCAGAAAAAGAUCACAACAAAAGUAUUAGUAGGGAAUUGAAGUCUCUCAUCAAAUCCGCUAAAGAAUCCAAGAUAAUAAGUGAAUGUACACAACUAACAAGCAAAACAAGGAAAUCUAGAACAGCAUUUGAAAAUGCAAAUUCUAGUUUGACUUCUUUGGUUGAGGCCGAUAAAAUACAAGGCAACAGACGAAAUAGUGUAAACUCACAAAAAAGUAAUUGCAGUGAAAAAUCUGACAAAACAGUAAUUAAACGGUCAAUGCGGUCACAGAACCCGGAAUUUGUUAAUAAGGUUAAACAAUUUUUAAAUUCUGUGACAGGCAAAAAUCAUAAACCUGAGUCUGAGAGUGCUGUUUCAGACGAGGAUACGGAAGAGACUAAAAGCAAAGACAGUCACAAUGACUCAACCAGUACCACAAAGAGGAAAAAAAUAUCAGAAGACAGAGCUGUGGAAAAAACUAACAAACUUCGUUCUGACCCAUAUUGCUGGAGAUGUCACUGGGCAGUGGAGCAAGCUACAUUUGAAAAAACACAUAACCCUAUGCAUUGCACAGUUUGUCCUCGGUCAUUUCACUACAAAUGCCUGUCUGGAACAGAGCGUAAUAAGAUAGCCUCAGAUAAAAAUUGGGUUUGCCCAGAAUGCCUGUCAGUAUUGCAUGCUGAAAGCUCAGAAACUAGAUCUCCUGCAAUGAAAAAGAUAUCUUUGGGUUUGCUGUGUGAGUUGCUCAAAUAUGCUUUGGAGCGGAUGAUGGACCUUAAUGGGGUGGAGCCAUUCAUGCAACCCGUGGACCGUACAGCGUUUCCGGAUUAUGAUAAAUAUGUAGUGCACCCGAUGGAUUUAUCGCUAAUGAAGAACAACAUAAACGAGGGUCUUUACGGGAGCACCGAGGCCUUUCUUGGCGAUGCGCAAUGGAUAUUACAUAAUAGCAUAAUAUUCAACACAUUGCAGUCGAAGUUAACUGGUGGCGCUCGUGCAUUGGUGCGUUCGUGUCGUGCUGAGAUGGGCGAAAUAGAGGCGUGCCCUGAGUGCUACGCCGCGGCGCACGCUCGCCGACCCACUUGGUUCACGGACGUCUGUACAACACCACACAUACUGCUCUGGGCCAAACUCAAAGGUUUUCCGCAUUGGCCAGCCAAGGGAAUGUCAGUAAACAGUAGUGGUCUUGUGGACGUGCGAUUCUUCGGCGCUCACGACCGUGCCUGGGUGCCGGCCAAGGAUUGCUACCUUUACUCGGAAAAAGAUCCAAACAACUUCAGAACUAAGCGGCAAGAUAUACUGGAUAGUAUGCAGGAAGCUGAGCAACAUAUACGUAACAUAUCUAGAAAGUACGGUAAAUUUGUUUACCCACCCUUUAAAACUCAAUUUGACCCGACAAAACUAACUGAACAAUUAAAAAUGAUGAUACCAUCAUUUGAGGGAGAGGUUAGAACCCCUUCAAAAGAAAAACCGGGAAGCACCACGCACACACCACAAAGUACAGGCAAACAUAAAAGUAGAUCCAAUUCUAAAAGUUCAAAGAGUUCUCUUCAUGAAGGUUAUGUGAGUGAAGGUGAAGAUGUGACUGUAACGCCAACGAGAAAAAUGGCUGACGGCGCUGAAAUUGCCAAAGAAGAGGAUUAUUCAAUUAACGAAAAGAACAAAAGUGUAGAUAAUAUGGAAGUGGAUGUACAAAAAAGUGAUGUAUCAAGAAAGAGACGACGUUCAGAUCUAGAGGAAGCUGUGAUAACUAUAAUAGACAGUAGCAGCAAUGGAACAAUUGAAAAACGUAAGCGUUUUGAUGACCAUGAUAAAGAUGAGCCUGAUAAGAAUGAUGAAGAGCCAAAAGAAAAGAAUAAAGUACCUAUAAAAAAUACUGUAGAGCAAGUUGAUAAGGAAAAAGAUAAAGUAGAAACUGGAAAAUCCAAAGAUAAUGAGCCAUCUAGCAGUACUAACGAUAAGGAGAAGUCAAGACGCACUACUCCUAUCAAAGUAGUUUCUAAACUAAAACCGAGCAAGACAAGCACACCAAAAGAUAAAGAUGUUAAAGAUAAAAACACGUCGAGCGGUUUAUCAACUCUGAAACAAAGACCAUCUAGACCAGAUAAGUCGAUUUCUUCAGAAGAGGAGAAAAAAGCGCUGAAGCGUAGGAAUACAAGAACUAAAUCUUUAGGUUGUUAUAUUGGUGAAAAAUCUGAAAAAAAUAUUGACAAAAAGAAUGAAAAGAGUGCAAAUAGUUCUAAUAAUGGAAAAGAGAAAGCAAAAGAAAAUAAUACAUUAAAUAAAACUAAGGAACCUGAGACUGAUAAGAAUGUACCUAAGAAGAGCACAUCUUCAACCAAAUCAAAUGCUGAAAAACAAAAAUCAGCUAAAGACCGAUUACAAUUUGACGAUGACACAAGUCUAGCAGUGCUGGCUCGUGAAGCUAAAAAUAGUAUCGGUAACAGCAUGUCAGGUCUACCAACUAUAAGCAGUGUUCGGAGUCUCUCUACAACACCUAACAAUGAGAGCUCUCCUAAACCAUCCAACUCAAAAACAGUGGAAAUCACGAUUGAAGCACCCUCAGAUUCAAGCAUUUUCACGCCAACUAGUACAGAUAACGUUCGCAAUAUGAAAGAGGCGGUCGAUAAAUUACAAAGGCUGAGGAACGAAACUGAGCCACCGUUAGUGGGUCGAGUGGGUGUAAGAGCGUUCGCGCGAAUGACGUCACCAGAUAGUGUACCAAAGGAAAAAGAGAUGAUGCAAGUAGAAAUAAAGACUGAACCUAUAGACUUAGAUGACGCGGACCGACACAACGAGAAGAUGGAUCUGAUGAAAGCGUGCAGACUCCUUCCAGUUAACCCGACCGUUACAAAUAGCUUGCGCGACGUACGAAUAAAUAAAGUCGUUGUCUCACCGCUAAAUGCUCGUAAAGCUACAACUAAGACAACCGAAAUCCGUGUCCGAGCCAAGAAGACAUUCCCGCAGCCUAAAAAAGUUGACGAUGGCAGAUCUGAGUUGAAUGGUAAAAAUUCAAUGGUGUAUAUUCCAAUUCAACCACCUAUGACACAAGCGCCAAUAAGAGGAGUGAGGCCGAUCGCUGUUAAUGGACCCGUAAACGCUGCGUCAAACCCAAGGGUGCCUACGCCACUUGUAACAACUUCAGCUAGCAGCAUAAACACCGUGACAGCUCCAUUGGUACCGCACACGAAAUCAUCCUCGCUAUUAAACACUGGUCCUUUAGCAACCAUCACGAGCAACGCCGCAGCGACCUUGCCAACGAUUGGGCAGGUGCCCACAGUCGGGCCCACAAAUGUGCAUACGGUGCCGCUCAUAACCUCUGUAAAUGGCCAGUGGACUUUCAGUUUGCAGCCUGUCAUGUCUGUUGGAGGAGGGGAUGACUCAUCCACUCCGAUGGUAAAUGGGAUAGCGGAACGUGGCAAUACCGGCGCGCUGGUGCCACUGCCCACUGCCGCAGCGAAACUUUCUGCGCUCGCCUCGUCGCCGCUAAACGCGCCCGCUUCAGCUUCAACUUCCGCUCCCUCUUCCGCGCCCGCCGCGUCAUCUUCCUCCACACCUGUGCCCACCUCUACCUCGACAGGGAACACUCCAGCUGAGCUUCCCCGCCUUCAACAGCGACCAACAUUACUAAACCCAUUAGACGCGAGUACGCCAAUUGGUUGCGUACCGCCGCCAUCCACCUCUGGCCCUCUCACCGCCAAACUCAACCAAAACGCUGUCAAGCUUACCGAUUUCUUCCGUACGCUGCUAGAAGACUCGCUGGAGAAAAUAGAUGAGCCCGUGGCGCAGGCGACGGCGUUCAAGUUACAGCUCGAGCAGGCCAAGUGGCGCCACCAGCAGGAGAUUGAGGAGAUCAAACACAACCAUGAACUUGUGCUAGCGGAAAUGAGAGCAUCAUUUGAAAAAGAAAAGAUCCGGGCCGUGAACGACGUCAGGCGCGCCUCGCAAGUGGAGCUGGAAGCCGCCGUAAAACUGACCAAAUCUAAGCAAUGGUGUGCACACUGCAGUCAAGAAGCGCAGUUCUACUGCUGUUGGAACACGUCGUACUGUGACUAUCAAUGUCAGCGAGCGCACUGGUCGCAGCACUUCUCUGUCUGCACUCAGCAAAGGAAACCGGACAGUAAUAGCAAUGGAGGGCCGCCGCACGACAACACAAUGCAACCGCCAGAUAAUCUGCCAAAAACCACGCAAGCGCCGAAUCUCACGGUCGGCAACAAGCUGGCCCCGUUGCGCGUUUUCUCGCAGGAUCAGGGCAAUGGGCCGAAGUCCUCUAUUAUAGUGAGCAUGGUGGAGGAUUCUAGCGGUAACCAAACUAUGAAGUGCGUCGGUACGUACAAGCCGCCGGGGCCGCCGCAACUGUCGCCUCUCAACAUUAAUAAGCAAAUUAUGACUACCGAAGAGAACGCUAAGAAAGUGGUGACAUCUGGCGGGUACUUGAUCGUCGGCGCCGCUGGGUCGAGUGGCAACACAAACAUCGUGACGUCACGACGCGCGCACACCAUACAAUAUUACACGUGA
Messenger RNA from Parnassius mnemosyne (clouded apollo), 5256 nucleotides. NCBI's taxonomy places the organism in Eukaryota, Metazoa, Arthropoda, Insecta, Lepidoptera, Papilionidae. The record is from the annotation of a GenBank genome assembly.